Pestalotiopsis fici W106-1 is the source of this 993-nucleotide messenger RNA. RefSeq lists its product as uncharacterized. Gene Ontology annotation, molecular function: magnesium ion binding; ATP phosphoribosyltransferase activity. The transcript has 3 exons. Bases 1 to 993 code for a protein of 330 amino acids. Lineage: Eukaryota; Fungi; Ascomycota; Sordariomycetes; Amphisphaeriales; Sporocadaceae. The record is from RefSeq and is a predicted model, not a curated record. Gene Ontology annotation, cellular component: cytoplasm. Gene Ontology annotation, biological process: L-histidine biosynthetic process.
AUGGAUUUGGUCAACCACUUAGAAGGCCGGCUACUCUUCGCUGUCCCCAAGAAGGGACGCCUCAAUGCCGCCACCCUGAACAUCCUCGAGGGCGCCGACAUUCAGUUUAGACGCGAAAACCGUCUCGACAUUGCACUUGUCAAGAACCUGCCCAUCGCCCUCAUCUUCCUCCCCGCCGCUGAUAUCCCAACAUUCGUGGGCGAGGGUCGUGUGGACCUGGGAAUUACUGGAUAUGACGUGGUGCAAGAGCACGAUGCCGGUGUGCGGUUAGUCUACAAGAAGAGAAGGUUCUCAGGCGAGAUUACGCCUGAGGAGGAGAGCGCAAAGACUGCCCUCACUGGUUGCGAGACCAUUUUGGAUCUGGGUUUUGGUGCCUGCAAGCUGCAAGUCCAGGUUCCCGAGAAGGGCGCUUAUGUCUCUUCCAAGGACCUCAUUGGCAAGAACAUUGGCACCAGCUUUGUCCACCUGACGGAGAAGUUCUUUGCCAGCUUGGAACGUGAGGCAGGCGAACCCAGUGGUCUCGACGGCAAGAUCAAGACCAACAUUGUUGAGUUGAGCGGCAGUGUCGAGGCAGCUUGCGCGCUGGGAGUCGCAGAUGGCAUCGUGGAUCUGGUCGAGUCUGGCGAGACAAUGAAGGCGGCUGGCCUCAAGGCCAUUGACACUGUUGUCGAAUCCAGCGCCAUCCUCAUCAAAUCCAAGUCGCCCAGCAACCCCGAAUUGGUCGACCUCAUUGCCUCUCGCAUCCGUGGUGUGAUUGCAGCAAAGAAAUUUGUCCUUUGCCAGUACAACAUCCAGAGAAGCUCGCUAGCAACGGCCACAAAGAUUGCUCCCGGAAAGCGUGCCCCUACAAUCACUUCGCUUGAUGAGGAGGGUUGGGUCGCCGUAAGCGUCAUGGUCGAGAAGAAGCAGAUUGCUCUGGUCAUGGACGAGCUGACAAAAGUUGGCGCCACCGACAUUUUGGUGCUGCAAAUUGCCAACACGCGGACAGACUGA